This is a messenger RNA of Pterocles gutturalis (yellow-throated sandgrouse), 2533 nucleotides long. Its product is annotated as neurobeachin-like protein 1. Gene Ontology annotation, molecular function: protein kinase binding. The record is from RefSeq and is a predicted model, not a curated record. Gene Ontology annotation, cellular component: cytosol; membrane. The transcript has 16 exons. Lineage: Eukaryota; Metazoa; Chordata; Aves; Pterocliformes; Pteroclidae. The annotation marks the transcript as partial. Gene Ontology annotation, biological process: intracellular protein localization.
AUGGCUGUUGUGGCUGACAUCCUUGGAAGGAAAGCUAGGCAAUUUCUCCAGACUGCAAAAACUGCUGGAGAGUCACAGAAAGAUCCAGAUUACCUGAAGCUCUGGUUGGAUAGUUUUGUUUCUAGCUAUGAACAGUUUCUGGAUGUGGACUUUGAGAAGCUGCCAACUAGGGUGGAUGACAUUCCUCCAGGAAUAUCACUGCUUCCCGAUAACAUUCUUCAGGUCCUCAGACUUCAGCUGCUACAAUGUGUCCAGAAAAUGUCAGAUGGAUUAGAAGAGCAGCAGCAGGCUCUGUCACUUUUACUUGUGAAAUUCUUUAUCAUCCUUUGCAGGAAUUUGGCUAAUGUGGAGGAGAUUGGGAUGUGUUCAUACAUUAACCACGUUAUCACCAUGACUACAUUAUACAUUCAACAGUUAAAAAGCAAAACAAAAGAGAAAGAAUUGGCAGAUCAGACACCCAUAGAAGAAUUUGUGAGACAUGCAUUGGCUUUUUGUGAAAGUCUCUAUGAUCCGUAUCGAAACUGGAGGCAGCGAAUUGCAGGAUGUUUCCUUAGUACAGUUGAAAAAAGCAGACAGAAGUAUAAGCCAGCUUCCCUCACUGUUGAGUUUGUCCCUUUCUUUUACCAAUGUUUUCAAGAAAGUGAACAUCUCAAGGAAAGCCUAAAAUGUUGCCUCCUGCAUCUAUUUGGAGCUAUUGUGGCUGGUGGUCAGAGGAAUGCUCUUCAAGCAGUAUCUCCUGCCACCAUGGAAGUCUUGAUGCGUGUUUUAGCAGACUGUGACAGCUGGGAUGACAGGAACCCUGAGGAAGUGAGCAGGAAGGCAGAGCUGACUCUGAAGUGCCUGACAGAAGUUGUCCAUAUCCUUCUAACCAGCAGUUCUGACCAACGGCAAGUGGAGACGAGUACAAUAUUGGAGAACUAUUUCAAGUUGCUUAAUUCAGACCAUUCAGCUUUACCUAAUCCAAGGCGAUGCAGGCAGUGGGAGAGCAGGUUCAUAGCACUACAGAUUCAAAUGCUGAAUACCAUCACAGCCAUGUUAGACUGCACAGAUAGGCCUGUUCUGCAGGCAAUUUUCCUUAACAGUAACUGCUUUGAGCAUCUCAUUCGACUGUUGCAGAACUGCAAGCUGUUUUUAAAUGCUAACAAUAAAGUGGCAGACAAGAGUGAGAAAAACCUUGCCAACAAAUUACUGACAGAAAUGAAUGAGGACCAGGUGUUUCAGGGACGCCUAGACUGCUUGGCAGUAUCAACCAUUCAGGCCCUCACAGCAGUAAUGCAUAAGUCUCCAGCUGCUAAGGAGGUCUUCAAGGAGAGGAUUGGUUAUGCACACAUAUAUGAGGUACUAAAAUCGCUGGGUCAACCCUCACGGGAAUUGCUGGAAGAACUCAUGAAUAUGGCUGUUGAAGGUGACCACAUGGCUGUUGGGAUACUAGGCAUUAGUAAUGUCCAGCCCUUAUUGCUGCUUAUCCAGUGGCUUCCAGAACUAGAAUCACAUGACCUGCAGAUUUUCAUCUCAAAUUGGUUGAGGCGAAUCUGCUGUAUUAACAGACAGAGUCGUGCCACGUGCGUCAAUGCAAACAUGGUCAUCCGUAUUAUUAAGACACUAAAUUCCCACUCUGUGCUCCAUUGUACUUGUGCAGAGAACCUGAUUGCCCUUCUGGGCUCUUUGGGGAGCCAGUCAAUGGGCUCAGAAGAACUGCUUCAACUAAUACGGCUCCUGAGAACUGAGGAACCAAAACAAGCUCACCCUUACGUUGUUCCAGUGAUGCGAGCCAUUCUAGCAAUGGCCCGGAAACAGGGCAUGGCUAGUGCGUUGCAGUAUUUCAACUUGUACCACAGCAUGGCUGGAAUUGCUGUUCCAUCAAUUCAUAAGUGGCCAGGCUCUGCGUUUUCUUUCAAUGCUUGGCUCUGCCUUGACCAGGACCGGGUGGACCCUAGCACGACUAACAAAAGUGGCAAGAGGAAGCAACUCUAUAGCUUUUUUACAGCAAGUGGUAUGGGUUUUGAAGCAUUUAUUACAUACUCUGGGGUGCUGGUGGUUGCCGUUUGCACGAAGAGGGAAUAUGCAACAGUGAUGCUGUCUGACCAUUGUUUUUUUGACUCUCUUUGGCACAACGUAACUAUUGUUCACAUGCCUGGAAAGAGGCCCUUUGGUCAGAGCCUUGUGUACAUCUAUGUCAAUGGACAACAGAAGGUCUCUGCCCCACUUCGGUUCCCUGCCAUGAAUGAAUCUUUCACUUCUUGCUGCAUUGGUUCAGCUGGUCAAAGAACAACAACUCCUCCUCCAUCUCAGAUACCAGAUCCACCUUUUUCCUCACCUAUUAUGCCCCAUCGGACAUCGCUUGGGGGCAUUCUCGCUACAGGAAGUUGGGGUGGGAUGCUUGGAAAACCAGAACUCAUCACCAAGAUGAUCUCAGCAGGGACUCAGGACAGUGAAUGGGGUUGUCCAACAUCUUUGGAGGGCCAACUUGGAUCAGUUAUCAUCUUUCAUGAAGCACUGCAGCCUCCUCAGGUGAAAGCAUUAUAUUUAGCAG